GGCGACGCUACUGGGAAAGAUAGAGGGAGGGGAAGAGGGAGGGUGAGAGAGCCAUCAUUCUCUUCUGGAAGGUUUCAAGUUGAUGCAGACUGAGAGAAAUGUUGAUGCAUGAAAGUGAGAGAGGAUAAUAACGUUUGAAUUUUUGUUUUGGCUUUGGCAUUGUCUUUGUUGCGGAACUGCAGAAAUGGCUCUUCCUCUGAGAGCAUCAUGAGAAAUCUAGCGGCAGCUACGACCUAGAACAAUGGGAAAGAAAAAAAUUUGUUCUUUCAUCAGGGCAAUUGCUUCAGAGUCAAGUUGUGCUUUGGAAGAAAAUUAGGCAGGUGUUGAGAAUUUCUAAUGUUGCUGAUGCCCUUUUACUAUUCAUUAUGACGAACUGAAACUGCUCAGUCACUGAAAAUCUGGAACUUCCUUGUGGUUUGUCCUCUUAAUGAACUUUUAUUGAAAAAAAUGAUGAUCUGAUUCAAUGCAAUGCCAUGGAACCGGGAAAUGAGGAAUUGCAGCCAGCACCACCAUUAGUAAUGCAGGACCAUCUGGAUGCCAUGCAUACCAAUGGAAGGUCUUCUGACCUUAGUACAUCAGAUGUUAAGCCUGUUCUUAAUUACUCCAUACAGACUGGUGAGGAAUUCGCUCUUGAGUUUAUGCGAGACAGGGUGAAUCUUGGGAAGCCUGGAUUUCCAAAUGCUGGUGAUCCCAGUUGUGCAUCAGGUUAUAUAAAAUUGAAAGACAUUCUAGGUAUCAGUCAUGCCGGAUCUGAAAGUGGGUCAGAUAUCUCUAUGCUUUCAAUUGUUGAAAAGGGUCCAAAAGAGUAUGAUAAAAAGAACUUGUCAUUACCUGAAGACAGAAGCAAUUAUGGGUCAAUUAGAUCAUUACCAAAAUCUUCAUUCAAUCAGGACAAUAGUCGAUUUGUGUGUGGUUAUACCUCUUUUGGAGGCUCUGAUAACUCUUCAAAUACAAUGAAAAUUCUUUGCAGCUUUGGUGGUAGAAUAUUGCCUCGGCCAAGUGAUGGAAAGCUAAGGUAUGUUGGAGGUGAAACACGCAUGAUCCGCUUAAGAAAAGACAUAUCUUGGCAGGGGCUGAUGCAUAAAACAUUGUCAAUCUAUAAUCAGGCUCAUAUACUUAAAUAUCAACUUCCUGGGGAAGAGCUUGAUGCUUUGGUAUCAGUGUCAUCUGAUGAGGAUUUGCAGAAUAUGAUGGAGGAAUGUAAUCAUCUGGAUGAUAGAGAAGGAUCACAAAAGCUUAGGAUGUUUUUGUUUUCGAUGAAUGAUUUAGAGGAUGCUCAGUUUGGUCUCAAUGGCCUGAGUGAUGAUUCUGAGAUCCAGUUUGUUAUUGCUGUCAAUGGCAUGGACUUAGAAUCAAGAAACAACUCAACACUUCUUGGUAUGAGCUCCUCAGCAAAUAAUUUACAUGAAUUGUACAGGCACAAUAAUGACAGGGAGACUAGUGGAAUUGCCAUAGGAACUGUAGGUACCAGCAAUGCUCCCCUGACCAGUAAAAUUGUUUCAUCAUUAACUCUCCAGUCAUCCCAGCCAAUGCCACAAACUUUAUCAAAUGGUUAUGAAACCCAUCCACAGUUUUAUGGUGAUCAGAUGGUACUCCAUGGGGAAACCAUUAGUCAGUAUCCAAUUCAUCAAGACCUUAAUCUUUCCCACAACCCUGCUUUUCGAGAGGCUCCCACUACCAUUCCUCCUCAUGGGAUGAUUAAUCUACCUAGGAUUUUAAAUGAGGGCCGUUUACCUAGUGGAUUACCAGUUCAGAAUUCCAAAAUACUGGCAAUGCCAGUGGCCGACAUAGGUGGUACUUCAGUCCAACAGGGAAGUGACCCUGAGAAAGUUUUAGCCAUGCAAACACCAUCUGCUGUUCCUUCUCAACCGUUUUAUGGCUGCUUGAAAAAUAAUUUUCCUGAGUCUACCAUAGCUGUUACUUUACAAGAGGGGCAUAUGUCUUCAUCACCUUCAGCCAAACAAGACUCACAACAGGAUAGCCAAGAGUCGUCUUCUACAGCUAGCAGUGCGUUUGUUCCUGCUUAUGUUGAUUCCCAUUCCAAACCAUAUGAUUUGAGUGGUAUUCACCCUCCUCCACUUCCAAAGAGAGUGUACUAUUCAGAAAGUACUCCCAGAGAGCGAGUUGAGACACUGAAUCGUUCCUCAAAGUCAGAUGAUACCCAGGGGUCUCAAUUUCUUGUGUCAGAUUUAAUUUCUGAUAUCAACCCACAGGGUUCAGUUGCAGAAUCUGGUGACAACAUGCACAAUGGAAAUCUAGCCAGUCGUCCUGAGGAAUUGAACAGUGCAGCAAAGCCCUUGCAUGCAGAUCUCCACACUGUUGAUAAUGGAUUUGCCAGACCGCCAAUGCAUGUGCCUAGUGCAAGCGGUCAGUCAAAAUUUAAGCUAUCAGAACAUGUAAACCCUGAAUUGAAGCAGGUAUUGCCAAACAAUAAGUCAAGUAAAGAUGUAGUUAAUGAAGAUCAGUUUAAUAAGUUGGAAGCUGAAAGUCAUUUUAAAGAUAACCAUGAGGGGCCUCUGCUGGAUGAAAACAAAAACAGUACUCUGCAGCAGCUUCCUUCUGUUAGUCGUCACGAUGAUCCAGCAUCUAAAUUUCCGGAGAUUAAUUGGGGUGACACCUCUACAAAGGAGACCAAUGAUGAUUGUGUGACACAAGCACUACCUGUUUCUUCUGCUGAGAACCCGGCUGAGGAUGUUUAUCAAGAUUUACCCUCCAACGUUGUUUCCAAGCAAGCACAAGGUCUUCUUAUUGAUAUUGAUGAUCGAUUUCCCCGUGAAUGGCUUUCAGAUAUGUACUCUAAAGCAGCACUUGCAGAAGAUUCAUCCUGUCUACUUCCGCUAACCAAGGAUGGAAUUAGUGUAAGCAUAGCCAUGGAAAAUCAUGAACCUAAAGCAUGGUCAUAUUUUCAUAAAUUGGCACAAGAAGGGCUUGAUAAUGUGUCUCUUAUUGACCGGGACCAUCUUGAUUUUUCACCUGCACCAGGAAAUGAAGCCGGGAAUGAUAAAAUUCACCUGAUUACACCUGUAAUGACUGAUAGAGUUUCUUUACAUCAUGUGGAACCCCACCCCAACCUUGGUGAAGAAAAUCAGAGAGAAUUGCAUGGAAUGAUUGGAGCUGAAACAGCUGAACUGCAGUCAAAUCAUGGGCACCAGUCCCAAGUUAAGGAAACUGAAAGCAUGCAGUUUGAUGCUAUGAUGGGAAACAUAAGAGCUCAAGAAUCUGAAUUUGAGGACGUGAGUGUUGAAAAACAAAACAGUAGUCCACCACCUCUUGAUGAUCCUUUAGGAGAUGUUGAUAUCAGUACCUUGCAGGUAAUAAAGAAUGAAGAUCUUGAAGAGUUGAGGGAACUAGGUUCUGGUACCUUCGGGACUGUUUAUCAUGGAAAAUGGAGGGGGACAGAUGUUGCCAUCAAAAGAAUCAAGAAAAGCUGCUUCACCGGUCGAUCAUCUGAACAAGAGAGACUGACUGUAGAGUUUUGGCGGGAAGCUGACAUACUUUCCAAACUUCAUCAUCCAAAUGUGGUGGCAUUUUAUGGUGUGGUCCAGGAUGGACCAGGUGGAACGAUGGCCACUGUUACUGAAUUCAUGGUGGAUGGUUCUCUUAGGCAUGUAUUACUUCGCAAGGAUAGGCAUCUUGAUCGUAGGAAGAGGCUGAUCAUUGCCAUGGAUGCAGCUUUUGGAAUGGAAUAUUUGCACUCAAAAAAUAUUGUGCAUUUUGACUUAAAAUGUGACAAUUUGCUUGUGAACAUGAAAGAUCCUCUACGGCCAAUCUGCAAGGUUGGAGAUUUUGGGUUGUCAAAAAUCAAAAGAAAUACCCUGGUCUCUGGUGGUGUGCGAGGGACCUUGCCUUGGAUGGCGCCAGAGCUGUUGAAUGGCAGCAGCAACAAAGUCUCAGAAAAGGUUGAUGUGUUCUCCUUUGGCAUAGUUUUAUGGGAGAUUCUAACGGGUGAGGAGCCGUAUGCCAAUAUGCACUAUGGUGCAAUUAUAGGUGGGAUAGUAAACAACACAUUACGGCCAACAAUCCCAAGUUAUUGUGAUUUGGAAUGGAGAACACUAAUGGAGCAAUGUUGGGCACCUAAUCCUGCAGCCCGGCCAUCCUUCACCGAAAUUGCUAGUCGCUUGCGUGUAAUGUUGGCAGCAGCUAGUCAAUCCAAAGCACAAGGCCACAAGGCAGCUAAAUGAUUUUAAAAGAGAUACUCAUGCUGGAUUUCCUUCCCCAUUCUAUACAUUAUGCCCGUUAAUACUGUCAAAUUAAUUCAUUGGAUGAUACCCCGUUUAAGCAAAUAUUUAUACCAGGGGUGGUGAGAAUCUUAUAGGUUUUGUCUAUUUAUUUUCUUUUAUCUUAUAGUACACUGGGCAAAUUUAUUGUUGUAUAUGUACUGCUACA
Neltuma alba is the source of this 4386-nucleotide messenger RNA. RefSeq names its product probable serine/threonine-protein kinase drkD. Lineage: Eukaryota; Viridiplantae; Streptophyta; Magnoliopsida; Fabales; Fabaceae. Gene Ontology annotation, cellular component: cytoplasm. The transcript has 9 exons. The coding region runs from base 474 to 4181 and encodes 1235 amino acids. The record is from RefSeq and is a predicted model, not a curated record. Gene Ontology annotation, biological process: signal transduction; protein phosphorylation. Gene Ontology annotation, molecular function: protein kinase activity; ATP binding; protein binding.